UCGCCUUGCUGUCAACGAUCUGGGCAGUCCGGCAAAGCAUUCUGUUUUCUGUGGCACGGCUUUUCUGGUCAGUGAGUCCCUUGCGCUCAACGGCCAUUACAAUAGCCUGCGUUUUCCUGGUAUUGUAUGGCGCGUUAGUUACGCAGAAAGCUUGGCAAUAUGGCCACCAUCUUGAUUGGCACCAUCACCCCGACAAGAAUGGGCAAGUACAUGCGCAUUUGACCCAUUCCAUGAUCAUUUUCGAGUUAAUAAUUUCUGAUGUGAUCAUUGCAUUACUCGCCUUGCAUCUUCUGUGGGGCAUAAAGCUUCCAGCGAAGGAACGGAUGAUUGUACUAGCAGCAUUAUCGGCCAGUAUCAUUGUAACGAUCGUCUCCGUUUUCCGAGCUGUUUGCCAACUCGAGCAUUUAGGGGGUAUCUUGAGGAUUGCGAUCGAUCUUGAGCUCGCGGUUUCGCUCGUUGCAUGCAAUCUUUCGGUGGCUACAACCUAUAUCUACAGGACCGCGACUCAUCGUAGACGUAGUGUCUCCGAAUCAAAAUCCGAUUCGGACAUAGUAUUCUCCCAAGAAGUCGUGUCAGUAGAAGAGGACAUUUGACCACCGUUGACCUAGCCGGUCACGGUGGGGAUGGUUAGCCAAAAGCCAUUGUAUUACUUACACUUCU
Suillus bovinus is the source of this 660-nucleotide messenger RNA. RefSeq lists its product as uncharacterized. Bases 231 to 593 code for a protein of 120 amino acids. NCBI's taxonomy places the organism in Eukaryota, Fungi, Basidiomycota, Agaricomycetes, Boletales, Suillaceae. The record is from RefSeq and is a predicted model, not a curated record. The transcript is spliced from 4 exons.